AUGCUUUCGAGGAUUUGGUUUCUUCAGGGAGCUUCCCAGGUGGUCGAGUCCGUUAGAUUUGGUAUCAUGACAGAGCAAGAUGUCCGAAGAGAAACUGUUCUGAAAGUUACAAAUCCCGUAUUACUCGAUAACGUUGAGAGACCUGUACCUGGUGGUCUCUAUGAUCCUCUAAUGGGCCCUUUAGAUGAUAGAACAGCUUGUAAAACAUGUGGUCAGCUCAGUCUUGUUUGCCCUGGACAUUGUGGACGUAUCGAGCUUGUCUAUCCUAUUUACCACCCUCUGCUUUUCAAUCUUCUUUACAAUUUUUUGCAGAGGACAUGUUUCUUCUGUCAUCACUUUAUGGCUAAAAAGACCGAGGUUGAAAGAUGUGUCUCUCAGCUGAAACUCAUCAUUAAAGGUGAUAUAGUUGCCGCUAAGCAGCUGGGCUCCGAAGACAAUGAUUUAUCAGAGGAAUGUGAAGGCUCUGACAUGGGAAAGCAGAGAUGGACGUCUCUUCAGUUUGCUGAAGUCACUGACGUCAUGAAUAAGUUUAUGAGGUUGAAAUCUAAGAAGUGUGAAUCUUGCGGCGCAAAACAUUUUAAACUAGAGAAGCCUAUCUUCGGAUGGGUUCGAACGGUAGGUAUGAAAGGAUCCGCCAUUGGAGCUAAUGUAAUUCGAGGGAUUAAGGUAAAGAAGUUCGCUGGCGAUGUGGAAAAUCCCGAUGAAGGUGAUGACAGUGGUAUCGAUGGAUUAUCAGAAGUUGAAGAUGUUGCUAUAAAGAAAAGAGGAAAAUCUUCGAAAGCAGCUAAAGAGUAUGGAGAUCACAGGGAUAAUUCUAAAAGAGACCUUUUGCCUAGUGAGGUCAAGGAAAUCUUUAAAGGUUUGUGGGAAAAUGAGCAUGAGUUUUGCUCCUUUAUUGGUGAUCUUUGGCACAAUGGAUCUGAAAAAAUCGACUAUUCUAUGUUCUUUUUGGAGAGUGUUCUUGUGCCUCCUACUAAAUUUAGAGCUCCAACAAAAGGAGGCGAUAGCGUUAUGGAACAUGCUCAAACCGUAGGGCUAAAUAAGGUCUUACAAGCUAAUAUAGCCCUUGGGAAUGCCCGUACUAACAAAUUAGACCAAUCCAAGAUCAUUUCCAGAUGGAUGAGUCUUCAAGAAUCAGUCAACGUCUUGUUUGAUAGCAAAACUGCCACAGUUAAAAGCCAGAGAGAGGGUACUGGAAUAUGUCAAUUGCUGGAGAAGAAAGAGGGUCUAUUUCGGCAAAAGAUGAUGGGGAAGAGAGUGAAUCAUGCAUGCAGAUCUGUGAUAUCUCCAGAUCCUUUUAUCGCUGUCAAUGACAUUGGAAUUCCUCCUUGUUUUGCUUUGAAGUUGACGUAUCCCGAGAAAGUGACUCCUUGGAAUGUUGAAAAGUUAAGGAAGGCUAUCAUUAAUGGUCCUGACAUUCAUCCGGGAGCAACACAUUACUCUGACAAAGUAUCUACAAUAAAGCUGCCUUCUACCAGAAAAGCACGAAUAGCAAUUGCAAGAAAACUACUGUCCUCACGAGGAGUCACUACAGAACUUGGGAAAACUUGUGAUAUCAACUUUGAAGGUAAAGUUGUCUAUCGACAUAUGGAAGAUGGUGACGCCGUCCUUGUGAAUCGGCAGCCAACAUUACAUAAACCUAGCUUAAUGGCGCACAUAGUCCGUGUUUUGAAGGGAGAGAAAACACUUCGUCUCCACUAUGCAAAUUGCAGUACAUACAAUGCAGAUUUUGAUGGUGAUGAGAUGAAUGUGCAUUUUCCGCAAGAUGAGAUUUCACGUGCUGAGGCCUACAAUAUUGUCAAUGCCAACAACCAAUAUGCCAGGCCUUCUAAUGGUGAUCCACUUCGAGCUUUAAUUCAGGAUCAUAUUGUCAGUUCCGUGUUGCUUACUAAACGGGACACAUUUUUGGAGAAAGAUGAAUUUAAUCAGAUUCUCUUCAGUUCUGGCGUGACUGACAUGGUACUCAGUUCUUUUUCUGGAAGAUCUGGCAAGAAAGUCACACAAUUAGCUUCUAAUGUAGAACUAUUGACAGUCACGCCUGCUAUUUUGAAACCAGUGCCUCUUUGGACCGGAAAACAGGUUAUCACUGCAGUGUUGAAUCAGAUUACCAAAGAUCACCCACCAUUCACCGUAGAGAAAGCUACCAAACUUCCAGUUGAUUUCUUUAAAUGUAGAUCAAGAGAAGUAAAAUCUGAGAGUGGAAAACUCAACAAAAAGAAGCAAGACUCUGACGAGUCAUGGAAACAGGAUCUUAAUGAAGAUAAAUUGCUCAUCCGGAAAAAUGAAUUUGUCCGUGGUGUGAUUGACAAGGCUCAGUUUGCAGACUAUGGGUUGGUUCAUACAGUGCAUGAGCUCUAUGGUCCAACUGCUGCAGGAAAUCUGCUUUCUGUUUUUAGUCGCCUCUUUACUGUCUUUCUUCAGAUUCACGGUUUCACCUGUGGAGUUGAUGAUCUUAUUAUUUUGAAAGAUAUGGAUAAAGAGAGGACGAAGCAACUUCAAGAAUGUGAACAAGUUGGUGAAAGAGUACUCCGUAAGACCUUUGGCAUUGAUGUUGAUGCUCAGAUAGAUCCUCAGGACAUGAAAUCCAGGAUUGAACGAAUUCUUUACGAGGACGGGGAAUCCGCCUUGGCAUCUUUGGACAGGAGCGUCGUAAGUGAGCUCAACCAGUGUUCAGGCAAGGGGGUGAUGAAUGAUUUGCUGUCUGACGGGUUGCUGAAAACGCCUGGAAAGAAUUGUAUAUCGCUGAUGACAAUAUCUGGGGCUAAGGGCAGUAAGGUUAACUUUCAGCAAAUCUCUUCACACCUUGGCCAGCAAGAUUUAGAAGGAAAAAGAGUUCCCCGAAUGGUUUCUGGGAAGACAUUACCUUGUUUUCAUCCAUGGGACUGGUCCCCUAGAGCUGGGGGCUUUAUUAGUGACAGAUUCCUUAGCGGCCUUCGCCCCCAAGAAUAUUACUUUCAUUGCAUGGCUGGACGAGAAGGGUUAGUUGAUACUGCAGUGAAGACAUCACGUAGUGGGUAUCUGCAAAGAUGCUUGAUGAAAAAUCUUGAGAGCCUAAAAGUCAACUAUGAUUGUACUGUCCGGGAUGCUGAUGGGUCCAUCAUUCAGUUCCAGUAUGGUGAAGAUGGCGUGGAUGUUCAUCGGUCUAGCUUCAUUGGAAAGUUCAAAGAGAUGACAAUAAAUCAAGAUAUGAUCCUCCAAAAAUGCAGUGAAGACAUGCUAUCUGGAUCCAGUAGUUACAUAACUGAUCUGCCUAUUACUCUUAAGAAAGGAGCUGAGAAGUUUGUAGAGGCAAUGCCUAUGAGUGAACGUAUUGCUUCUAAAUUGGUGAGACAAGAAGAUCUACUGAAGCUGGUGAAGUCAAAGUUCUUUGCAAGUCUCGCCCAGCCAGGGGAGCCUGUAGGUGUACUUGCUGCCCAAUCUGUAGGAGAGCCAUCGACACAGAUGACGUUGAAUACCUUCCAUCUUGCUGGGCGUGGAGAGAUGAACGUGACACUCGGAAUUCCGCGUUUACAAGAGAUCUUAAUGACUGCUGCUGCAGACAUCAAGACGCCUAUUAUGACUUGCCCGUUGCUGAAGGGCAAAACAAAGGAUGAUGCAAGUGCUAUUACUGAUAAGUUGAGGAAGAUUACAGUGGCAGAUAUUAUAAAGAGUAUGGAUGUGUCUGUUAUUCCAUACGCAGUUCAUGAGGAUGAAGUUUGUAGUAUUCAUAAGCUUAAGAUAAAACUGUAUAAGCCAGAGCAUUAUCCGAAGCACACUGAUAUUACUGAAGAAGACUGGGAGGAGACGAUGACGGUUAUGUUUUUGAGGAAGCUAGAAGACGCUAUAGAGACUCACAUGCUUUUGCUUAAUAGAAUAAGAGGCAUAAAGACUGAGAAAGACACCAAUCCAAAAGCUGGAAAUGAAACCGAUGGUGAUGAUUCUGUUAGUGGAAAGCAGAGUGAAGAUGAUGAUGAUGAUGAGGGCGAUGGUACAGAGGUUGAUGAUCUUGGUGCAGAUGCACAGAAAGAGAAGAAUCAAGCAACAGAUGCGGUGGAUUAUGAGGAAAACUCUGAAGAUGAGAAGAACGAACCUUCGUCAGUUAGUGGAGUAGAGGACCCUGAGACGGAUAAUGAAGCUGAUGACGCAGAAGUUAGCAAGGAAGAGAGCCCAGAACCGCAAGAAGACGCAGAUGUUGGCGAGGAAGAGACUGUGGAACCGCAAAAAGAGGUAAAAAGUGUUAAAAAAGGGAGUAAAAAGAAGAGACAGAGAUUUACUCGAGGUAAGUCCGACAGACAUAUCUUUGCGAAAGGCAAGGGAAAGACAUUUGAGGUCCAUUUCAAGUUUCCUACAAAGGAGCCUCAUAUCUUACUUUCUCAGAUUGCUCAGAAAACAGCGCAGAAGGUUUACAUCCAGAAUUCUGGGAAGAUCGAACGGAGCACAGUGGCCAAUUGUGGUGACCCUCAAGUGAUAUACUAUGGAGACAACCCGAAGGAGAGGGAAGAAAUCUCCAACGACGAAAAGAAAGCCUCACCGGCUCUCCACGCAUCGGGAGUUGAUUUCCUAGCUCUCUGGGAAUACCAAGAUAGGCUUGACGUGAGGUACUUGUACAGCAACAGCAUCCACGACAUGCUCAAGACUUUUGGAGUUGAAGCGGCAAGAGAAACCAUAAUCAGGGAGAUAAACCACGUGUUCAAGUCAUACGGUAUCUCGGUGAGUAUCAGACACUUGAACCUGAUCGCAGAUUACAUGACCUUUUCGGGUGGAUACCGUCCAAUGAGCCGUAUGGGAGGAAUUGCAGAAUCAACUUCCCCAUUCUGCAGGAUGACAUUUGAAACAGCGACUAAGUUCAUUGUCCAAGCAGCUACGUAUGGAGAAGUUGACAGGUUAGAAACUCCCUCUGCUAGGAUCUGUCUCGGCUUGCCCGCGCUUUCUGGAACCGGAUGCUUCGACUUGUUGCAGAAAAUGGACCUCUGA
This is a messenger RNA of Thlaspi arvense, 4953 nucleotides long. The record is from the annotation of a GenBank genome assembly. NCBI's taxonomy places the organism in Eukaryota, Viridiplantae, Streptophyta, Magnoliopsida, Brassicales, Brassicaceae.